This is a messenger RNA of Symphalangus syndactylus (siamang), 1199 nucleotides long. RefSeq names its product sulfotransferase family 1C member 3 (gene SULT1C3). NCBI's taxonomy places the organism in Eukaryota, Metazoa, Chordata, Mammalia, Primates, Hylobatidae. The record is from RefSeq and is a predicted model, not a curated record. Gene Ontology annotation, molecular function: sulfotransferase activity.
UCAUACCCAUCCCAGAUUCCCAAUGGCGAAGAUUGAGAAAAAUGCUCCCACUAUGGAAAAAAAGCCAGAAUUAUUUAACAUCCUGGAAGUAGAUGGAGUCCCUUUGGCAGUAUUAUCAAAAGAAUUGUGGGAUAAAAUCUGUAAUUUCCCAGCCAGACCUGAUGAUCUUAUCCUGGCAACUUACCCAAAGUCAGGGACACAUUGGAUGCAAGAAAUUUUAGACAUGAUUCAAAAUGAUGGUGAUGUGGAGAAAUGCAAAAGAUUCCCUUCUCUAGAUAGACACCCUUUCCUUGAACUGAAAUUUCCCCAUAAAGAAAAACCAGAUUUGGAGAUUGCUCUUGAAAUGUCCUCACCACGACUGAUAAAAACACAUCUCCCUUCACAUCUGAUUCCCCCAUCUAUCUGGAAAGAAAACUGCAAGAUUGUCUAUGUGGCCAGAAAUCCCAAGGAUUGCCUGGUGUCCUACUACCACUUUCAUAGGAUGGCUUCCUUUAUGCCUGAUCCUCAGAACUUAGAGGAAUUUUAUGAGAAAUUCAUGUCAGGAAAAGUUACUUGUGGGUCCUGGUUUGACCAUGUGAAAGGAUGGUGGGCUGCAAAAGACAGGCACCAGGUGCUCUAUCUCUUCUAUGAGGAUAUAAAAAAGAAUCCAAAACAUGAGAUCCACAAGGUGUUGGAAUUCUUGGAGAAAACUUUGUCAGAUGAUGUUAUAAACAAGAUCGUCCACCAUACUUCAUUUGAUGUAAUGAAGGAUAAUCCCAUGGCCAACCAAACUAGGAUACCAUCUCACAUAUUCAAUCACUCCAUCUCAAAAUUCAUGAGGAAAGGGAGGCCUGGAGACUGGAAGAACCAUUUUACUGUGGCUAUGAAUGAGAACUUUGAUAAGCAUUAUGAGAAGAAGAUGGCAGGGUCCACACUGAACUUCUGCCUGGAGAUCUGAGAGGAAAAAUAACAAAAUAAGAGAGAGACUAAGCCAACUAUUUUGCCUUUUAUUCUGUUGGGCAAGGAACUGUGACUGAAUGUGGAGCUUAUGAGCUUCAGUCCGUCUCAUUUAGUGUGCCUAGUCUGCUAUAAUAUUAAAACAUUGUUUAAAAUAUUAACACACCAGCUAAUUCCAGUAAAUAAAAUAAAAGAAAUAGCAGAGUCUCCCAACAUGUGUUUUUUUUUUUUAAUACAGGUAUAUUUUAUUGGGGAUGACGGAU